AUGACAUCUUUCAUGUUUGCUCCUCUGGCCUCCAGCUGUGCAGAUGUUCUGAAAAGACCCUCAGUGUCUCUGAGUCAUGCUGGUGACAUAUUGGAGGGUCGUCCCCUGACACUGACCUGCGACAUCGACAACUUCGACUACUCCUCAGCAACAGAUGAUUACUGCUGGUACAAGAAGAAGAAUGUGUCUUCAGAUGAUGAAGUCCUCAGUAAAGGUCGACAACUGGUCUUCAAGUCCAUCAAGUGUUCAGACUCAGCAGAGUAUUUGUGUACUGUGGAGAACCAGCUGGGGAAGAAGACAUCAGAACCCGUUCGCAUUGACGUCCAACGGCUGCUCAGUGCUGAGUGGGGGGGGAACUAUACUGAGAAGGAGAUCUGUGCAUUUAAAGGAUCCACUGUAAAGCUUCGGUGCGACUUUGAGUUCCCGCCCACAGAAGGCGGGCGUGAGAUCAAGGUCAAGGAAACAUUUUGGUUCACCAAAGAUCCAAAGAAAGAUCUGAGACUGGACCCUGAGUACUUUGGUGGUGUGCAGUCUGAGUGUCAUGGCAACAUCUGCAGUCUGACCAUCGCAGACGUGAGACGGAGUGACGAGUACACGUUCAGAUUCACAACUGACCAUUCCAGAGGAGACUUCAUCGUCACGCCUGGUGUCAAAGUGACCGUCACUGAUCUGAAAGCACAAGUGUCCUCAAGUCACAGGUAUGAAGAUGGCAAAUAUUGCUAUGAUCUGAAGUGUGUCAGCGACACGUGCAGUCCUAGGUCUCCUUCUUCAUACGUCUGGUAUAAGAAUGGAGAGGAAAUCCAAAAUGUAAAGUCCCAAGUGUACAUAUUAGAGUAUGACUACAAAAACAGUUACUCCUGUGCUGUGAGAGGACACGAGCAAGCUGUGUCUCCUCCAGAGUGUGUGUUGUACUGGUCAUGUAACAAGGUGGUUUACCACAAGAGACACAUCUGUGCCAUCCAAGGAUCAUCAGUUGACAUUACCUGUGAAUACACGAGCUAUGGAAAUACCCUGACAAAAUUCUGGUUCCGUAGAGAUUCUAGUCACUGGAGGAACCCCUCCAUGACUGAAGAUCUGCGGUCAGACCCUCAGUAUGAAGGUCGUCUUGAGUUACCUUCAGAGUCUUCUGGAAAAAGCACACUGAGAAUAAAAGAUGUGAGGCAGAGUGAUUCUGCCGAGUACUGCUUCAAAUUCACCACUAAUGAUGGUUUUGAAUGGAGGAGUAUUUUACCUGGAAGCACCUUGACAGUCACAGGUAUGAACACACCUGACCAAACAUGCCCAAUAAUACAACUAUAUUACAAUGAAUACUUUGGAUUAGAUUACAAAAUAGAUAUAUUAUCUGUGCAGGUGCAGAAAAAUGGAGUGAAUAUAAAGUAUGGACCCAAAGUAGAAGUCACCUUGUCACCUGGAGACUACAUCACCUGUGCUGCAGAACAAGAACAACAUAUCAGCAUCUCUCCUCCCCUGUAUGUUCUGAAAAGACCCUCAGUGUCUCUGAGUCAUGCUGGUGACAUAUUGGAGGGUCGUCCCCUGACACUGACCUGUGACAUCGACAACUUUGACAACUCCUCAGCAACAGUUGAUUACUGCUGGUCCAAUAAGAAGAAUGUGUUUUCAGAUGAUGAAGUCCUCAGUAAAGGUCGACAACUGGUCUUCAAGUCCUUCAAGUCUUCAGACUCAGCAGAGUAUUGGUGUACUGUGGAGAACCAGCUGGGGAAGAAGACAUCAGAACCCGUUCGCAUUGACGUCCAACGGCUGCUCAGUGCUGAGUGGGGGGGGACCUAUACUGAGAAGGAGAUCUGUGCAUUUAAAGGAUCCACUGUAAAGCUUCAGUGCAAAUUUAAGUUCCCGCCCACAGAAGACGGGCGUGAGAUCAAGGUCAAGGAAACAUUUUGGUUCACCAAAGCUUCGCCUGAAGAUCUGAGACUGGACCCUGAGUACUUUGGUGGUGUGCAGUCUGAGUGUCAUGGCAACAUCUGCAGUCCGACCAUCGCAGACGUGAGACGGACUGACGACUACACGUUCAGAUUCACAACUGACCAUUCCAGAGGAGACUUCAUCGUCACGCCUGGUGUCAAAGUGACCGUCACUGAUCUGAAAGUAGAAGUGUCUUCAAGUCCUAGGUAUGAAGAUGACAAAUAUUGGUAUGAUCUGAAGUGUGUCAGCGACACCUGCAGUCUUAGGUCUCCUUCUUCAUACGUCUGGUAUAAGAAUGGAGAGAAAAUCCAAAAUGCAAAGUCCCAAGUGUACACAGUAGAGCAUGACUCCAAAAACAGUUACUCCUGUGCUGUGAGAGGACACGAGCAAGCUGUGUCUCCUCCAGAGUGUGUGGUGUACAGCUCAUGUAAGGUGGUGGUUUACCACAAGAGACACAUCUGUGCCAUCCAAGGAUCAUCAGUGGACAUUACCUGUGAAUACACGAGCUAUGAAUAUACCAAGAACAAACUCUGGUUCCGUACAAAUUCUAGUCACUGGAGGAACCCCUCCAUGACUGAAGAUCUGCAGUCAGACCCUCAGUAUGAAGGUCGUCUUGAGUUACCUUCAGAGUCUUAUAAAAAAAGCACACUGAGAAUAAAACAUGUGAGGCAGAGUGAUUCUGCCGAGUACCGCUUCAAAUUCACCACUAAUGAUGGUUUUGAAUGGAGGAGUAUUUUACCUGGAAGCACCUUGACAGUCGCAGCUGUGCAGGUGCAGGUGAUGUCAGUCAGAGUUGAAGAUUCUCACCUUGUUGCACAAAUGUUGUGUCACACAAGCUGCCUUCUAGAAGCUCCUUUGUCUUUUGAGUGGCAGAAGAAUGGAGUGAAUAUAACGAAUGGAACCAAAGUAGAAGUCACCUUGUCACCUGGAGACUACAUCACCUGUACUGCACGACAUCAACAACAUUUCAGCAUCUCUCCUCGCCUGUAUGUUCUGAAAAGACCCUCAGUGUCUCUGAGUCAUGCUGGUGACAUAUUGGAGGGUCGUCCCCUGACACUGACCUGUGACAUCGACAACUUCGACUACUCCUCAGCAACAGUUGAUUACUGCUGGUCCAAUAAGAAGAAUGUGUCUUCAGAUGAUGAAGUCCUCAGAAAAGGUCGACAACUGGUCUUCAAGUCCUUCAAGUCUUCAGACUCAGCAGAGUAUUGGUGUACUGUGGAGAACCAGCUGGGGAAGAAGACAUCAGAACCCGUUCGCAUUGACGUCCAAGGGCUGCUCAGUGCUGAGUGGGGGGGGACCUAUACUGAGAAGGAGAUCUGUGCAUUUAAAGGAUCCACUGUAAAGCUUCGGUGCGACUUUGAGUUCCCGCCCACAGAAGGCGGGCGUGAGAUCAAGGUCAAGGAAACAUUUUGGUUCACCAAAGAUCCAAAGAAAGAUCUGAGACUGGACCCUGAGUACUUUGGUGGUGUGCAGUCUGAGUGUCAUGGCAACAUCUGCAAUCUGACCAUCGCAGACGUGAGACGGAGUGACGAGUACACGUUCAGAUUCACAACUGACCAUUCCAGAGGAGACUUCAUCGUCAGGCCUGGUGUCAAAGUGACCGUCACUGAUCUGAAAGCACAAGUGUCCUCAAGUCCCAGGUAUGAAUAUGGCAAAUAUUGGUAUGAUCUGGAGUGUGUCAGCGACACGUGCAGUCCUAGGUCUCCUUCUUCAUACGUCUGGUAUAAGAAUGGAGAGGAAAUCCAAAAUGCAAAGUCCCAAGUGUACAUAUUAGAGUAUGACUACAAAAACAGUUACUCCUGUGCUGUGAGAGGACACGAGCAAGCUGUGUCUCCUCCAAAGUGUUUGUGGGACGGGUCAUGUAAGAAGGUGGUUUACCACAAGAGACACAUCUGUGCCAUCCAAGGAUCAUCAGUGGACAUUACCUGUGGAUUCACGAGCUCUAGAUAUACCCAGAACAAAUUCUGGUACCGUACAGAUUCUAGUCACUGGAGGAACCCCUCCAUGACUGAAGAUCUGCAGUCAGACCCUCAGUCUGAAGGUCGUCUUGAGUUACCUUCAGAGACUUCUGGAAAAAGCACACUGAGAAUAAAAGAUGUGAGGCAGAGUGAUUCUGCCGAGUACCGCUUCAAAUUCACCAUUAAUAAUUAUGAAUGGAGGAGUAUUUUACCUGGAAGCACCUUGACCGUCGCAGCUGUGCAGGUGCAGGUGAUGUCAGUCAGAGUUGAAGAUUCUCACCUUGUUGCACAAAUGUUGUGUCACACAAGCUGCCUUCCAGAAGCUCCUUUGUCUUUUGUGUGGCAGAAGAAUGGAGUGUAUAUAAAGUCUGGAACCAAAGUAGAAGUUACCUUGUCACCUGGAGACUACAUCACCUGUGCUGCACGACAACAUCAACAACAGAUCAGCAUCUCUCCUCCCCAGUAUGUUCUGAAAAGACCCUCAGUGUCUCUGAGUCCUAUUGGUGACAUAUUGGAGGGUCGUCCCCUGACACUGACCUGUGACAUCGACAACUUCGACUACUCCUCAGCCACAGUUGAUUACUCCUGGUCCAAGAAGAAGAAUGUGUCUUCAGAUGAUAAAGUCCUCAGUAAAGGUCGACAACUGGUCUUCCAGUCCAUCAAGUGUUCAGACUCAGCAGAGUAUUGGUGUACUGUUGAGAACCAGCUGGGGAAGAAGACAUCAGAACCCGUCCUCAUUGAUGCCCAAUGUUCCCGGGUCCUCACAAUGGCGGCAGCUGUGGGCUCAGUCGCUAGCGUUGUUCUGGCGGUCCUGGUUCUCACCGCCUUCCUGGUGUUGAGGAAAAAGAGGCAAUCAAAGGAGUCCAAAGCCCAGACCAGGGCGGAUGCAGCUUGUGGCGAGGCUCCAAACCAGGAGAUGAAUGAAGUCACGUAUUCUCAGGUCUGCUUCACCAAUUCAAGCGGCGGUCCCAUCCACGCCAACCACACGCCAGUCGUGCCCCUCAGACACCUGGUGGAGGAGGAGGAGGAGGAAGAUGGCUUGGAGUACGCCACAGUUAAAAGACGCCUCUCUGGUCCGUCUCCUGUCAUCAAGGGGCGAUGGUCGGGGAAUCUGACCUGCGGCAGCGAUGCCAACCCGGCAGCUAACAUCACCCGGUACAAGGAGGAUAGGCCGUCUCCUAUGGAGUCAGGUCAGACGCUGACUAUCAAAGACCUCAGUCUAGGUCGGAGGCUCACCUUCAGGGACAUCAGUCCAGAUCAGAGGCUCACCUUCAGGGACAUCAGUCCAGAUCAGAGGCUCACCUUCAGGGACAUCAGUCCAGAUCAGAGGCUCGCCUUCAGGGACAUCAGUCCAGAUCAGAGGCUCACCUUCAGGGACAUCAGUCCAGAUCAGAGGCUCCCCUUCAGGGACAUCAGUCCAGAUCAGAGGCUCACCUUCAGGGACAUCAGUCCAGGUCAGAGGCUCGCCUUCAGGGACAUCAGUCCAGAUCAGAGGCUCACCUUCAGGGACAUCAGUCCAGGUCAGAGGCUCACCUUCAGGGACAUCAGUCCAGAUCAGAGGCUCGCCUUCAGGGACAUCAGUCCAGAUCAGAGGCUCACCUUCAGGGACAUCAGUCCAGAUCAGAGGCUCGCCUUCAGGGACAUCAGUCCAGAUCAGAGGCUCACCUUCAGGGACAUCAGUCCAGAUCAGAGGCUCACCUUCAGGGACAUCAGUCCAGAUCAGAGGCUCACCUUCAGGGACAUCAGUCCAGAUCAGAGGCUCACCUUCAGGGACAUCAGUCCAGAUCAGAGGCUCACCUUCAGGGACAUCAGUCCAGAGAAGGGUGGCCAUGAUUAUUACUGUCAGGCCUACAACAGCUGGGGGAACCAAACCAUUGGUGUGCACGUGAGGGUGAAUGGCAAUACCCCCGAAGUCCAAAACACCUCUCCGUCCACUGAAGACAUCAGUGUCCGUAAGUGGAACAUCAUCCGGCUGGUUUCUUCUGCGGUUCUGUUCGUGGGCAUCCUGCUCAUGCUGACUCUGCACUUCAGGACGAUGACGUCUCCCUCGUCCACCGUGGAUCUGAAUGAGCUCGUUGAGCUUGCAGAGCAGCGGGACCAUGGCGACUACGAGAACAUUCAUGCCGCAGUCCUGAGACACCAACGCCGGAAAGAGGAAGCGCUGUGA
Messenger RNA from Nerophis ophidion (straightnose pipefish), 6048 nucleotides. RefSeq lists its product as uncharacterized. The transcript is spliced from 24 exons. Lineage: Eukaryota; Metazoa; Chordata; Actinopteri; Syngnathiformes; Syngnathidae. The record is from RefSeq and is a predicted model, not a curated record. Bases 1 to 6048 code for a protein of 2015 amino acids.